Molecule: messenger RNA, 2462 nt
Organism: Bradysia coprophila
Lineage: Eukaryota; Metazoa; Arthropoda; Insecta; Diptera; Sciaridae
Gene: tx
Product: Helix-loop-helix protein delilah taxi
Biological process (GO): anatomical structure morphogenesis; positive regulation of transcription by RNA polymerase II
Cellular component (GO): nucleus
Molecular function (GO): E-box binding; DNA-binding transcription factor activity; protein dimerization activity
Source: RefSeq, a predicted model, not a curated record
CAGUCUACAUCAACAUCUUGAGCCGAAUAGACGCUCAUAGCCGCUACAUACUUUACCUGUUGUGUAUAGUCGCGGUGUGUUAUAAUUUUGUACAUUUUUUUUUCUCUCGAUAAAAGCGGAGGUGUUGUUUCAGUCGGAUGAGUGGUUGGAUUGGAAAUAAAUUUAUUUUCAAUAAAUUACAAAAAAAUUGUGAAAUUGUUUAUGUUUCCUUCCUAUGACCAAUUAUAGAAAUUCUUUAAUGUCGUAAACAUUGAGAGUGUGUUCGGAAAAUAUUGUUGUUCGUUUUGGCGUUUUUGUAAAAGUGAGAAGUAUUUGCCUCCUACACCAAUUAAUUUUUUGUUCGGCGGUUUCACAACGAACAAUAGACAGAAUUCAAAAGUUUAAAAUUUAUUCUGAACUUAAGUGCGGAUUACGUUCAUUUAUCAGUUUACCGUCAAAAUUAAAUUUUAUUGAAACAAAAUAGAAUGUGGAUUUUGUAUAAAAAGACAUCAUUCUAACCGUUAUAUCCAAGAUAGUGUUGAGGAUACAUGCGGUAUUGGUCACACUUCCAUACAAGAAAUGUUAUACUCGCUUGACGGAUUGAUUGAAAUUGUAUAACCAAUGAUCAAUUUCACCCCUUCAAGCAUCCACCAAAAUGCAUCAUAGAAAUCAACUCGAAAUGGAAUCCAUUACCUUCGAUGAAAUGCCCAUGCACGAGUCGGAUGAAAGUUGCAGUAAGAAAGGAGAAAAAUAUUCGCUGCGACAGCGGCAGCGACGACAGAGCAGUCGAAAUAAAACGAAAUCGGACCAAUCGUCAGUGGUGCCAAGUCAACCGAAUGAGCCACGGAAACCGAAACAGAAGCCAAAACCGAAGGCGGCACCACUCAGUAAAUAUCGUCGGAAAACGGCUAAUGCGCGAGAGCGGACCAGAAUGCGUGAAAUUAACAGUGCGUUUGAAAAUCUUCGUAAAUGCGUUCCAUUGUCGAUCAGUAGCGGAACACCCACAUCGACCAAUGAAAAGUUGACGAAAAUAACGACGCUCCGGCUUGCUAUGAAAUACAUAAGGACGUUAAAUGAAGUGCUGACCAAACCGAACAGUGAUCAAAAUUUCCAUAUCAGCCAUUCCAUCAACAAUAACAACAACAGUAGCAGCAAUAACAAUAAUUAUUUCAGUUCGAACAACAAUACUACCGCGAGCACAAAUUCGAAAGACUUGCUAAGUGAAAUGCUAUACCAAGCAGCACACAUACCAAAACGGGCCACGUAUAAAUGCCAGACGAAAGAUCGAUCCAAGUACUACAAUCAAAAGCUGGAGAUCAGUCCCUGCCUAACGCCGCCUAUGGAUAGUCCCAUUGAUAUGGGUCUGAUGUUGGAAUCCGAUGGCGAAUCAUUACAUUUGUCCGAACCGUGUCUCAGUCCACUGUCGCAAAAUAUGAAACCGUUCAGUUGUGCAACCGGUGGUGCGAUGGAAUUGGGUCUAUUUUUGGAAUCGGAUACCGAUUCGCUGCAAUUGUCUGAACCAUGUUUGAGUCCACUCGGUGGGCUGGAUUCGUUGAAUCCAUUCGGUGAUUUGUUGCACACAGGAUUUUCGGAGCAUUCCAGUUUAGAUAUUUAUUUAUCGUGACAUGUGUGACAUUAUAUGUUACGUGUACAGAAAUGUUUAGAAUUUUAAAAAUUAUUUAUUUUUUGGAGGUCAAAAUAUCAAAAACCGAUUUCUUAGAUUUACCAAUAAUAAUCCCAGUGCAAAAAGUAUAUUUCAUUCCCGGAACAUGUUCUCAUUGUGUCAUAAUAGGCUUAAAGUCAUGUACAGUGUAAUUUUACCUGGAUUUUGCAAAAACCUAGCCACAGAAUUUAUGAUAAUUGUCUAGGCGCUUUAAGUAGGGCGAAUGUUUACAAAAUUUAUUUAUUUUCGAGCCGAAGUCGAGCCCUUUAAUAGAGCACACCAAGUCCAUAUCUUAGCAACUUACUAGACGAGAGUUAUGGAAUAUUUUAUGUUUAUGAUGUUAAAAAAAAUCUUCUUCAAAUCAUAGAAGAAUUUUAGAAAAUCCUUUGAAGAUUCCGAAAAACCUUUUAAUAGAUGGAAAAUUUAUUGUUUCGACCCAUGAGAUACAGUCCUCGCCUUUGGCUCGUACUGCAAAUUUCCACACGUCUCAACAAGAAAUAUCCCAGCACGACAAUAAUGUACUAUUGAACUUCGAUGAAGCGCGAAUAAUUGCCAAGUCUUAUUUUACUCACCUGGCUGGUAUGUUUAGUGAUCAAGUGGUAAAAACACAGUUUUUUUUUCACAUCGUCUAAGCAAGGUCUGAUGAAAAUCACCUUUCACCGUAUCUGGUACGUCAACCUUUCAUAAACAGCAAACGUAUCGACAUAUUAUCGGAUCUAUUACUUCCUUUGAUGUGACAAGUUUCAAUAUAUUGAUGCAAAAUCUUUUACUUCAUUUGUUGUAACAUGCAUUUUGUUAUAUAAGACCACAUUACUCAGAG